Molecule: messenger RNA, 2401 nt
Organism: Drosophila serrata
Lineage: Eukaryota; Metazoa; Arthropoda; Insecta; Diptera; Drosophilidae
Gene: Noc2
Product: Nucleolar complex protein 2
Biological process (GO): negative regulation of transcription by RNA polymerase II; ribosomal large subunit biogenesis
Cellular component (GO): Noc2p-Noc3p complex; Noc1p-Noc2p complex; nucleoplasm
Molecular function (GO): histone binding; transcription corepressor activity
Source: RefSeq, a predicted model, not a curated record
GACGCGGUACACGUGCGUUUAUUUUGUUUUAGAGUUUAGCUCGUGGGAAAAAUGAAAUUGAAAAAGGUUAAAACUCUGGGCAAAGCCACGCCGGGAAUCAGCAAAAAGAAGCCGCAAAAGGAUGGCAUUAAGAAAGCGGUGGCUAAGAAGGCCGACAAAGCCCCCGAAACCAAAGCGCUAGCUAAGAAAUCCAAACAGACUGCAGCACCUGUUAAGAAUGUUAAGCCAGCAAAGAAAGGAGCCAAGAAAAGCUACAAGGCGGAGCUGGAGGGACUAAAGGACAUUGAUCCAGAGUUCUACGAUUUCCUAAAAAAGAACGACAAGAAGCUGCUGGAAUUUAAUCUGUCCGACAGCGAAGACGAGGAUGAGGACGAGGAGGAGGAAGGAAAGAGCAAGUCGGAAGCUGCUGAAGAGAGCGACGACGAUGAGGAGAACGAAGAGAAGUACCACAAGCCUAGCGACGAUUUGGCCGUGGCCAGCGAUGAGAGCGACUUCGAGGACGAGGAGGAGGAUGAGGCCACCACUGGCGGUACCCAAAAGGUCACCCUUAACCUGCUGCGUCAGUGGGAACAGCAGUUGGGCCAAGCCAACGUCUCCAUUGACAUUGUGCGUAAGGUUAUUCAGGCUUUCAACUCGGCCCUGGCUAGCAUCUCUGCAGACGGUGCUGAUGGCGGGGAGAAUCAGCCCAAUGCCGCCGCCUUUAAGGUCGUAGGUGCCGCUGCCUUCAAUGGAGUUAUUCAACUGUGCGUGCUCCAUCUGCAGCCGGCCAUUAUCCGAGUUCUGGGCGUGAAACCUAACACCAGCCUGCCGCUGCACAAGCACAAAAAGUGGGUCAAGGUGCGCGGCUGCCUGCGCUACUAUCUCACGGAUCUGAUCCGCCUGGUGGAGCAGGUGUCGAGUGCAAACAUCCUGGGUGUGCUUCUCAAGCACCUGCACCAAAUGGCCGGAAUGGUGGUGCCCUUUACAGCUCUGGGCAAGACCAUUUUAAAGCGCCUGAUCGUUCUCUGGGCAACAGGUGAUGAAACCGUGCGAGUGCUGGCCUUUCUUUGCAUCCUGAAGAUAACCAGGAAGCAGCAGGCCACUAUGCUAAAUCACGUGCUAAAAGCCAUGUACUUGGCCUACGUAAGGAACUCAAAGUUCGUGUCGCCAAACACUCUACCCGGAAUCAACUUUAUGCGUCGAUCUCUGGUGGAGAUGUUCGCCUUGGACCUGAAUGUCAGCUACCAGCACGCCUUUCUCUACAUCCGACAGUUGGCCAUUCAUUUGCGAAAUGCUGUGAUCCUAAAGAAGAAGGACAGCUUCCAGGCGGUGUACAACUGGCAGUUUAUCAAUUCUGUACGCCUGUGGGCGGAUCUCCUUGGCGCGAGUGCCAACAAACCGCAGUUGCAACCCCUGGUUUAUCCCUUGGUUACCAUUGCCACCGGCGUGAUCCGUCUGAUACCCACCGCUCAGUACUUCCCGCUGCGCUUCCAUUGUCUGCAGACGCUCAUUUCCCUGUCCAAGGAAACGAACACGUACGUGCCAGUACUGCCCCUAAUCGUGGAGGUUCUCAAGAGCAACACAUUUAAUCGUAAGCACACGGCUGUGUCUAUGAAACCGCUGCAGUUCACUUGUGUCCUCCGAUUGAACAAAGCCCAGUUGGCGGAGAACGGCUUCCGAGAUGAAGUGAUCGAGCAAGUGUGUGGCCUCCUGCUGGAGUACCUCGCCCACGAGUCCACCUCGCUGGCCUUCAGCGAUCUGGUUGUGCCCACAGUAAUGGCUUUAAAGGCGUACUUGAAGGAUUGUCGCAACCCCAAUUAUUCUCGCAAACUGAAGCAGCUCCUGGAGAAGGUCCAGGAGAGCGGUCGCUUCAUUGAGCAGCAGCGCAGCAAGAGCAGCGUUAACUUUGACAUUAAGGACGCCAAGGCGGUGGCCGCCUGGGAGCACCAGCUUCGCCUUAAGCGCACACCGUUGGAUAUCUACUACGCCAGCUGGCUGAAGACGCACGAGACCAAGAAGCGCCGACAGGCGGCGCAGACGGAUGAGAUCAAUGCGGACUAUGAUGUGCCCAAGCUGAAGAAACUGCCCGCUAAAACAGGAGUGCCGGUUCGCAAUGAGAAGGGCGAGGUGGAGCUGUUCCCCUCGGACUCAGAGGAUGAUAGCGAUGAUGGCCUGCCUAUGGGUUCAGAUGACGAAGAUGACGAGGAGGAGGAACUGGAAGUAGAGGUGGAACAGCCUAAAUCGAAGAAGGCCAAGAAAGAGAAGCAGAAAUCCCAGCCAGCUGAGGACGCGCCUGCUGCUGAUGAUUACGACGAGGCCGGUGGAGCCGUGGAUAUAGUUAAGGACUUGGACUUAAACGAUUGGUAGAAUAUUUUAAGAUCAUUUAACUAUAUUUACACAUUAAAUUCUUUAAAAAUAGCAA